GACUUACGAUGCAAGUUUGACUGCGACUGAGUGCUUACACCAGCCGGUAGCAAGUGUUUGAUUAGCCAUCUUGCGUAUCUAUAAUACUGUUUUCCCAGUUUUACGUUGCACUACCGGUAGCAGUCUUAAUUCGCGAAAAGGAUAAUAAUUAUCCUACGUUUUCAUUUUUGAGCAAAAUAAUCGGCUGUGCCGCCUAUAUUUAGUCUGAGCUUGUUGCUAGCUACAAAACAUAACUGGGGGAGUAAAUAUCAGCUUUCUGCCCAAUAUUGUUUGGUUCAUAUCAUAGACUGUAUCGAUAUGAAGCAGUGAACACAUAGUUGAACAUUUCAGGCUGCUGUUUUUUCAUUGAAGAAAUGGCUUCAAAUCCACCUGGUCAAGGUUUUCAGAAAAACCACCGGGUGGCUAUUCUGGCGGAGCUGGAUAAAGAGAAAAGGCGCCUUAUACAGAAUCAGUCAAUGAACAAUCCAGGAGCAAGUAUCCCUCUUUCAAGGCCAGCCCUGAAUAAGGACUUUAGAGACCACGCAGAGCAGCAGCACAUCGCUGCUCAGCAGAAAGCAGCUCUACAGCAUGCACAUGCACAUUCGUCUGGCUUCUUCAUUACCCAGGACUCUUCCUUCGGAAACCUCAUACUUCCUGUUUUGCCACGAUUGGAGCCAGAGUAAUGCAGUUCGACCAAGAUAAGAAGACGUUGAGGCGGAACAUUUACACGUUACCACGCUCGAUUUUUGUUCAACCCACCAACCAUUUUAUAGGGUUUCAGAAAAUAGGAUAACAAAUUUUAGUCUCUCUCCUGUUGGUUCUGAUGUGUUUAAAUAUUUUCUUUUCUUUUUUUAUAAUAAAAUUCCAGUAGAAAAUUAAA
This is a messenger RNA of Anguilla rostrata (American eel), 859 nucleotides long. RefSeq names its product ints3 and nabp interacting protein (gene inip). The coding region runs from base 354 to 662 and encodes 102 amino acids. Gene Ontology annotation, biological process: DNA repair. Gene Ontology annotation, cellular component: nucleoplasm; nucleus; SOSS complex. The record is from RefSeq and is a predicted model, not a curated record. The transcript has 5 exons. Lineage: Eukaryota; Metazoa; Chordata; Actinopteri; Anguilliformes; Anguillidae.